Messenger RNA from Helianthus annuus (common sunflower), 2007 nucleotides. Its product is annotated as L-type lectin-domain containing receptor kinase IX.1. Gene Ontology annotation, biological process: protein phosphorylation. Gene Ontology annotation, cellular component: plasma membrane. Gene Ontology annotation, molecular function: ATP binding; protein kinase activity; carbohydrate binding. The record is from RefSeq and is a predicted model, not a curated record. NCBI's taxonomy places the organism in Eukaryota, Viridiplantae, Streptophyta, Magnoliopsida, Asterales, Asteraceae. Bases 1 to 2007 code for a protein of 668 amino acids. The transcript has a single exon.
AUGGUGAUCUCCAGAAUUCAUUUGAUCACAUGCUUUGUUCUUCUCUCCAACUUUUCAACUGCCCAAAUCACCUUCAGUUUAACAAAUAUCAAUCCACAAAAUCAGAAUCGAGACAUAGUAAUACAAGGUAACGGAGCUAGUAUCUCCGAUGGUGGAAUCCAGUUGACCAGAAAUAUGAAUGGUUCUGAUCAGAGUUUCAACUCCGGACGAGCCAUAUACGUCAACCCACUUCAUCUUUGGGACAACCGAUCGCGGGGGCUAGUAAGCUUCUCUACCAAUUUCACGUUUGUGAUUGAUUCAAAUAGGAGUAGUUCUUAUGGUGAUGGCCUUACGUUCUUUCUAGCGGACAAUAAUUCUGUAAUCAGCCAAGGUGGAGCCAUGGGGCUUCCGUUUAUUUCCACACCAAAUAACGCGAGUAACCGCUUUGUCGCAGUGGAGUUUGAUACGUUUUGGAACUCUGGAUGGGAUCCAGUAGACGGGAGGGAUGUUAUCGUGGGUGAUCAUGUGGGGAUUGAUGUUAGUUCGGUGUCUUCUGCUCGGUUUCAAAAGUGGUUCAGUAAUGUAACUGGUGGUGGUGUGUGUCAAGCUUGGAUUACAUAUGAUGCGGUUUCGAAAAAUCUGAGUGUUUCCUUCACGAGUUUUGAAAAUAAUACGGUGGGACGCCAAGAUGGACUUGUUUACACGGUUGAUCUAAGGCGUGAAUUGCCUGAAUGGGUUAUUUUCGGGUUUUCAGCCGCAACAGGAGCUUCGUUCCAGAUAAAUACGGUGAGAUCUUGGAGUUUUAAUAGUUCGGAUUUUGUGGUUGAUAGAAACACGGAGGAGCCACCGGUUGGGAGCCCUGAUUCUUUCAACCCGAGCCCGGGUAAUGAUACUUUAAUCCCGAGCCCUCAUACAGGAAAGGGGAAAAACAGUAAGGCCGGAUUAGUCACUGGAUUAAGCGUCACAAUUACAUUUGUUGUUGUGCUUGCAUUUGCAUUCGCAUUCGCAUUCUGGAGGAGGAGGAAGAGGAAGAAGAAGAAGAGCAAGGAGGAUGAAUUAGAAGAAAUUGGAUUUGAUGUUGAGAUGAACCAUGAAUUUGAAAUGGGCACCAGGCCAAAACAAUUUACUUACCUUGAGUUAGCUGAAUCGACUAGCGACUUUGCGGAGAACAACAAGCUUGCAGAGGGAGGUUUUGGUCGGGUUUAUAGAGGGUUUAUGAAAGAUUCAAACACAUACAUUGCAGUCAAAAGGGUGUCGAAGAGUUCCAAACAAGGGAUGGAGGAGUACCUCUCCGAGGUUAGGAUCAUUACCCAAUUAAGACAUAAAAACUUGGUUCAACUCACUGGUUGGUGUCAUGAGAAAGGCGAACUCUUGCUUGUUUACGACUAUAUGGAAAAUGGAAGUUUAGAUUCACAUCUUUUCAACGCGAAGAGUUUGUUGACAUGGGGUGCAAGGUACAAAAUUGCUAAUGGUUUGGCUUCUGCUUUAUGGUAUCUACAUGAAGGAUGGGAGCAAUGUGUUUUGCAUAGAGAUAUUAAACCAAGUAAGGUGUUGUUGGAUUCGAACUUCAAUGCAAAACUUGGUGAUUUCGGGUUAGCCAAGUUGAUUGACCACGAGAAAGACACAGAAACAAUGAUGUUGGCACGCAAGGCAACCAAAGAAUCAGACGUUUUUAGUUUUGGAGUUGUUGCAUUGGAAUUAGCUUGUGGUAAAAAAUCGAUUGAGAAGGUUCAAGAAAAGCCACCACCACUAAUAGAAUGGGUUUGGGAGCUCUAUGGGACUAAUAAUCUUAUUGAAGCAGUUGAUCCCCAUCUAGGGUCAGAAUUUGUAGAAGAGGAAAUCAGUCGUUUAAUGAUAGUCGGGCUAUGGUGCGUGCACCCACACGCAGAACUUCGUCCAUUGAUGAGACAAGUGAUUCAAGUACUGAACUCUCAAGCUUCCCUCCCUGUACUCCCCUCAAGCAUGCCAGUGGUAUCAAAUAUGACGUCUCGCAUUUUGUCAGUCUUUGGUGUUGCUUCCAUCAUCUAG